Messenger RNA from Penicillium nucicola, 1092 nucleotides. RefSeq names its product isopenicillin N synthase family dioxygenase. The record is from RefSeq and is a predicted model, not a curated record. NCBI's taxonomy places the organism in Eukaryota, Fungi, Ascomycota, Eurotiomycetes, Eurotiales, Aspergillaceae. The coding region runs from base 1 to 1092 and encodes 363 amino acids. Gene Ontology annotation, molecular function: dioxygenase activity. The transcript has 2 exons.
AUGACAUCUCCAAAAUCAGAGGCCAAAAUCCCUGUCGUGGACUUUUCCACCUGGAACACAAACUCGACCGCCCGUCAGCAAGUCGCGCAGGAAAUUGUCACCGCUUGCAAGAAGGUGGGGUUUGUGUACAUCACCAACCACUCCCUGCCAGAGACAAUGUUAGACGAAGCAUUCCGCUGGUCCGAGCAAUUCUUCAAUCUGGCACAGGACGCAAAGCUGCAGGCGCCUCAUCCCCCCGGUUGGGAUGUACACCGAGGAUACUCGUGGCCUGGGCUGGAGAAGGUGUCACAGGCGAUGAGUGGCAGUGCCGAUGGAGAUGGGACUGAACAGCUGAGAGAGAUCCCGGACAUCAAAGAGAGCUAUGACAUAGGCAGCGACGGAAACAAAACCCAACCUAAUCAAUGGCUCCCAGAAGAGAUUCUCCCGGGACUCAAAGAGUUUAUGCGACGCUUUUACUGGGAAUGUUCCCGCGUGGGAGGCGAGAUUCUGCAAGCACUCGCUAUGGGCCUGGACCUAGACGAGAACCACCUCUUGAACAAACAUUCAGGCCACAAUAACCAGCUCCGCCUACUGCACUACCCACCUGCCCCAGCGGAGGUAUUUGAAUCGAACCGCGCAGCACGAUGUCCCCCACAUACAGACUGGAGCUCGAUCACGAUGUUAUUCCAAGAUGACUGUGGCGGCCUCGAAGUAGAAGAUCUCGCUGCACUGGGAUCCUAUUUACCCGCCACACCAAUCAAGAAUGCGAUCGUAAUGAAUGUGGGGGAUUUGCUGCAGAUGUGGAGUAAUGGUCUGUCGUCAUGCUCACAUGUCGAUGCAUGUGUAAGGUACCGGUUUUUGGCGGAUGCUAACUCGGACGUAGAUAUUCUUCGCUCUACAAACCAUCGGGUUACUUUGCCGCCUCUUGGGAAUAGAUUCGAGGGCGACCAGCGGAUGACUCGGGGUCGCUUUUCUAUUCCUUACUUUAUGGCGCCGGAUCCUGAUGAGAUUAUCGAGUGUAUUCCCUCUUGUGUUCGCGAUGAUAUGCCUGCUAAGUAUGACCCUAUUACUCAAGCUGGAUAUAACCAGAUGAGGGCUUCUAUGCAGUAUUAG